AGUCUGCACUCUGAGAAACUCAAACUCUUCUGUCUGGACCAUCAGCAGCCAGUGUGUGUCGUCUGCAGAGAUUCAGAAAAACACACCAACCACAGAUUCAGACCCAUCGAUGAAGCUGCUCAACAACACAAGAAGAAACUUCAGGAAACUCUGGAGCCCUUAAAGGAGAAGUUAAAGGUUUCUGAACAAGUUAAAGUGAAGUUUGAUCAAACAGCAGAACACAUGAAGGUCCAGGCCCGACGCACAGAGAGGCAGAUUCAGGAUCAGUUUAAGAAGCUCCACCAGUUUCUAGAGGAGGAAGAGGAGGCCAGGAUGGCUGCACUGAGGGAGGAAGAGGAGCAGAAGAGUCAGAUGAUGAAGGAGAAGAUGGAGGCUCUGAGCAGAGAGAUAGCAGCUCUUUCAGACACAGUCAGAGCCACAGAGGACGAGCUGAGAGCUGAAGACGUCUCAUUCCUCAACAACUACAAGGCUGCAGUGGAAAGAGUCCAGCAGCGCCCCCUGCUGGAGGAUCCACAGCUGCUCUCAGGAGCUCUGAUAGACGAGGCCAAACACCUGGGCAACCUGACCUUCAACAUCUGGAACAAGAUGAAGGACAUGGUCUCCUACACUCCUCUGGUUCUGGACCCAAACACUGCUGGUUCAGAACUCAUCCUGUCUGAAGAUCUGACCAGUGUGAGACCAGGAGAGAGACAGCAGCUUCCUGAUAAUCCAGAGAGGUUUGAUGGUUUCUGCUCUGUUCUGGGCUCUGAGGGCUUUAACUCAGGGACUCACAGCUGGGAUGUUGAUGUUGGAGACAGUACACUCUGGUUUCUGGGUGUGUUAGCAGAGUCUGUCCAGAGGAAGAGAUUCAUACAGUCUGGAUUAUGGAGAAUACAGUUCUAUGAAGUCACUGAUCUCAAAGUGCAGAAGAAGCUCCAGAGGAUCAGAGUGAAUCUAGACUGGAACAGAGGAAAGCUGUCGUUCUCUGAUCUUGAUACUAACACACACAUACACACCUUCACACACACUUUCACUGAGAGGAUGUUUCCAUAUAUGAACCCUGCUGAUAAACUGAAGAUGUUACCGAUGAAGAUCAGUGUGACAGUGGAACAGAGCAGUUAGAGAUAAAGAGGAUGAUUAUUAUCAUUAUGUUUAUGUUUUAAAGCCUUAAAGGGUUAUUAUUGAUUUCAUUCUCUUUUAGUUUUUUAUAUUAACAAUCAGCUUUUUAUUUCUAUUGUCUACCUUUUAAUACGUAACAAUAUAUCACUUAGUUUCUCAUGUUUUGGUUUGUUUAGCCGUUCUCGUCCUCGACAGCCGAGGUCAGAGACUUUAUGUUGUUUUAUUGUUUUCAUGUUGUUCGUCCGGUCCAUUCUCAUGAAUGUGAAAUAUCAGAAACUUCCAUUCAUUGGUUUGCGAAAAAAACCAGCAUGGCUUUGAAUUGCUUUUCAGACAAUCAUAAUCAUAACCGCUGCUCUUAUUCUUCAAGAAACACCUUUUUUUUUUUACUGUAGUUUGAUAAAUUCUGACUUGCUUUCAGCUUGGGGUUAAUUAUGAGUAUGAUGAUAUACUUUAACGUUUAAUUCCAUAACCCUUUAGAGUUUAAAAUUCAUGAAGGCAAACAAUUGUUUAAAC
Molecule: messenger RNA, 1611 nt
Organism: Anoplopoma fimbria (sablefish)
Lineage: Eukaryota; Metazoa; Chordata; Actinopteri; Perciformes; Anoplopomatidae
Product: nuclear factor 7, brain-like
Exons: 2
Molecular function (GO): protein binding; zinc ion binding
Source: RefSeq, a predicted model, not a curated record